Molecule: messenger RNA, 882 nt
Organism: Didymodactylos carnosus
Lineage: Eukaryota; Metazoa; Rotifera; Eurotatoria; Philodinida; Philodinidae
Source: the annotation of a GenBank genome assembly
AUGUACACCAUUGGAUCAGAUCAAGAUUUUGCUGUUCAAAUGGCAGCAUCAUUACAACAAUUACCCUACCGUUCAGCAUUCUACAUGACAUCACCAUUUCUCAUUUCGAAUUUAAAAACAUCGACCACAUCAUCGAGUCAUCUAACACAGAAUCAUCAUUUUGGUAAACGUGUGAGAAAAAAUGACAAAUAUUCUUCGAAGAAGCAUGUCAAUAAAUAUCAUAAAGAUUCGUCAACAAAACAAUUGUCAAAUUCUACUAAUCGUCCUGCUAAAAAGUCAUUUGAUAUUGAAUCACUGCUGGAACAACAUAGUGUUACCGUCUACAAUGAUCGUCGUUUUAAUACAAGUAUCAGUGGUAAUGAUACAUUGGAUAAUAGUGUCGAUGAUGAUAGUGAAAGUGUUGCCACUAGUCCAUUUCGUAGUCCAAUAUCAUCAUACGCAAUUUACAAUCAAUUAAAAUCAUUACAAGAACAAGACAUUGCAUCCUCCGAGAAUCUAUGUAAUCGAAAAACAUCACCAUUAACAACACCACGUCAGAAUGGUACAAGACCAAAACGUAUUCGAACUAUAUUUACACCUGAACAAUUAGAACGUCUUGAAGCUGAAUUUGAAAAACAACAAUAUAUGGUAGGAAAUGAACGAUAUUAUUUAGCUACAACAUUAAAUUUAUCCGAAGCACAAGUUAAAGUUUGGUUUCAAAAUAGACGAAUUAAAUGGCGACGACAAUCAUUAGAAGAACACCAACAUCGUUUAACAUCAUUAUCAAUUGGGUCAACAUCAAAACAACAUGAUGACUCAAAAUAUGACGAAAAUCAUACUGAAGAAAAUGACAUUGAUAUUGAUGAGUCAACCAAUAAUGAAAAUCAGUUAGGGAAUAUUUAA